AUACGCAUAUGUUGGCAUGUAUCAACAAACCCUGCCCUUUGAAUUGUAAAUUACGAGUUAUAAAACUGAUAAUUGUUGCAGUUUUAUUGAGUCUUUGUUAAAACACUUAUCGAAUUUCCAUGAUGACCUUUAUGACGUUUGUAAUACGAUCCUACAUAUGUUCUUUGAAAACAAGAGGAAUGCAAUUAUAACACAAAGAUAAACAACUAAAGUAAACAAAACAAGGAGAAUAAAAACAAAAAUAAUUUUAAAUAGUUAAAAUUUAUCAAUCAAUAUGGUUAACCCAGAUUUAUUAGAGACUCCAGUACCUUUGAAAAACAUACAACAAUAUUUGAAAAUUGCAGCCACUCAUGACCAACGAGAUCCUGUUGUUAGCUACUGGUGUCGACUAUAUGCUCUUCAAACUGGAUUAAAACUUUCAACCAAGACAAGCGAAGAAACUAAUUUUCUGUUAAAAUUAAUGGACUGGUUGGAAACUACUAAAAAGGAAUCACGAGAAAAUGAAGCUAUUACAAAUGAAGUAGCUGCGCAAGCACAUUUAGAAAAUUGGGCACUCAAGCUUUUUCUUUAUGCUGAUAAAAAUGAUAGAGCUGCUAACUUUAACAAGAACAUUGUUCAGAGUUAUUUCACAGCAGGUCUCUUGUAUGAUGUCUUGACUGUAUUUGGUGAACUAACCGAGGAGGCCACACAAAACAGGAAAUAUGCUAAAUGGAGAGCAACCUAUAUUCAUACUUGUUUAAAGAAUGGAGAAACACCUGUACCUGGACCUGCAGAGGAUAAUGCUGAAGAUAUUGAUAGUGUCGAAGCAGAUGAUGAUACUAGUACAGGAAAAUCAAAAGAAGGAGAAGCAGCAUUAAAUUUAAACAGAGCAAGCGACGUGCCUAACACUGACUCGUUCGAUGCAAUGAAAAGUGCAUCUAACAAAGAGAGUAUUGGAGAAUGGUCUUCCACAGUGAAAGAUGACUACUGCCCGACGACGGGAACAGAAGGAGGAGUUGAAUUGUCGGUGGAGCAAAUGAGCAAGGCACAGAAAUGUAUUAAGUGGGCUGGAAGCGCUUUAAAUUACGAUGAUAUACCUACAGCUGUGUUAAACCUGCGAAAAGCUAUACAUAUUUUAACCACUGGACAAGAGCUCGAAUAAACUGGAUUAGUUGGUCUUCGCACUAGAAUCGGCAAU
Messenger RNA from Dufourea novaeangliae, 1177 nucleotides. It is a transcript of the gene Vta1, whose product is annotated as vacuolar protein sorting-associated protein VTA1 homolog. Gene Ontology annotation, biological process: late endosome to vacuole transport via multivesicular body sorting pathway. NCBI's taxonomy places the organism in Eukaryota, Metazoa, Arthropoda, Insecta, Hymenoptera, Halictidae. Bases 275 to 1141 code for a protein of 288 amino acids. The record is from RefSeq and is a predicted model, not a curated record. Gene Ontology annotation, cellular component: multivesicular body. The transcript has 5 exons.